AUAUUUAUUAAUUACCAGUAUCUAACAGUGGAAAUAUGUGUUAGCUUGUAAGAACAUAUAUGGUGUUUUCUGGUGUACUAAGAACAUGGUGUUGUACCUUUGUUACUGCUUUCAUGACCACACACACGUGUGGAUAAGUUUAGUGGAGGAAAAUUCAUUAUUUUUAUUUUAAUCUCUUACUAGUUUGUUUGAGAUGUGGAACUGGAUUAAAAUUCUGUCUAUAAAAUGACUACAAGAUUAUCGUAUUCGGUAUCACUUUAUAAACUUGAGAGCAUAAGCCACUGUGCUAUAUAUUUUCAAUAUAUAAAACCGUUAAAUUUGCAACAUAAAACAACUAAUUAAUUUCUUUUACAUGUGAAAAUUUAGAAGGUUUUUCAUUUUUGGUUGGUUGGGGUCAAAAGACGAGUUUGAAGACAGUGAACCUUUAUUGCCUGCAAGACCAAGUAUUGGCAAAUUGAACCAAAGAGGGGGAAUGUUAGCAUGAUUGAAACAAAGGUGGAGUAACAUCUAUGGUGCCAUUUUUGGAGAAAUUUUUCCCAGAUGUGUACACCAAGAUGAAGCAAGACACCAAGGUUAGCAACUACUGCAAAUUUGAUAGCCAGCUCCUAACAGCAUUCACUUCAUCACUGUACAUAGCAGGCCUUAUAGCAUCCUUCUUUGCCUCAUCAGUCACAAGAGCCUUUGGCCGAAAACCAUCAAUCCUCAUAGGUGGUGCUGCAUUCCUCAUUGGAGCAGCUCUUGGUGGUGCAGCUCUCAACAUAUACAUGCUUAUACUUGGUCGAGUUAUGCUUGGAGUUGGGAUUGGAUUUGCCAAUCAGUCAGCUCCAUUAUAUCUCUCUGAAAUGGCACCUCCAAGAUACAGAGGUGCCAUAAACACUGGUUUCCAGCUUUGUGUUGGCAUUGGUGUUCUAUCAGCUAAUCUGGUCAACUUUGGCACAGAAAAGAUCAAAGCUGGUUGGGGUUGGCGCAUUUCUCUAGUUAUGGCAGCAGUUCCAGCCUCAAUGCUCACUUUUGGGUCACUUUUCCUACCAGAAACACCAAACAGCAUAAUCCAACACGACAAGAACCAUCAGAAGGCUAAGUUAAUGCUGCAACGAAUCCGCGGCACCGAUGAUGUCCAACAAGAACUUGAAGACCUAAUUGAAGCAAGUGAGAUGUCAAAUUCCAUCAAACACCCAUUUAAGAACAUCUUGCAUAGAAAAUAUAGGCCUCAACUUGUCAUGGCAAUAGCCAUACCCUUCUUCCAACAAUUCACAGGAAUCAAUGUCAUAUCCUUCUAUGCUCCAAUCCUCUUCCUAACAAUCGGAUUAGGAGAAAGCGCUUCGCUUCUUCUUUCAGCAGUUGUGACUGGAUUUGUAGGCACUGCUUCAACAUUCAUAUCAAUGCUCAUGGUUGAUAGACUAGGCAGAAGAGUCUUGUUCAUAUCUGGGGGAAUUCAGAUGUUCUUCUCACAAGUUUUAAUAGGGAGCAUCAUGGCAACUCAACUUGGUGACCAUGGUGAAAUAGACAAGAAAUAUGCAUAUUUGAUUCUAGUUUUGAUAUGCAUAUAUGUUGCUGGAUUUGCAUGGUCUUGGGGGCCACUAGGAUGGUUGGUUCCUAGUGAGAUUUUCCAACUGGAGAUUAGAUCAGCAGCACAAAGUAUUACAGUUGCUGUGAACUUUUUCUUCACCUUCAUAGUUGCUCAAACUUUUCUCAUCAUGCUAUGCCAUUUCAAGUUUGGCACUUUUUUCUUUUUUGGGGGAUGGGUGGUGGUGAUGACAGCAUUUGUGUACUUGCUGUUACCAGAGACCAGGAAUGUGCCAAUUGAGCAAAUGGAUAGGGUAUGGAGAGAACAUUUUUUUUGGAAAAGAAUUGUGGGACAAAGGAGUUAAGGCACCAAGAUAGUGGUGCCUUGAUAUAUAUCACUCCACAAUUAAGCAAGUUACAAGUAGUCAAAUGCUUCUCAUGUUAGUAUGACUAAUUUCUAUAAUUUGAUUGCCAAGUUGCCUCGAUCAAA
Molecule: messenger RNA, 1996 nt
Organism: Glycine soja
Lineage: Eukaryota; Viridiplantae; Streptophyta; Magnoliopsida; Fabales; Fabaceae
Product: hexose carrier protein HEX6-like
Exons: 3
Coding region: 510-1871 (453 amino acids)
Biological process (GO): monosaccharide transmembrane transport
Cellular component (GO): membrane
Molecular function (GO): monosaccharide transmembrane transporter activity
Source: RefSeq, a predicted model, not a curated record